AUGGCUCAAUUCGAAAAGACCUUUGGCCAUCUAUCAUCCACCGUACAUGGCCUCACAAUUUCUAUGAUCCUCAUUCCGGCUGCCAUAAGUUCCUUCUUCGGGGGACAUCUCGCCAACUCAAUUGGGAGACUGAGAGGUAUUGCUUGUGGCGCUGCCAUCUUUGCGCUUGGUGGUGGAAUUGAAGCAGCGAGUGUGCAUCUGGGUGUGCUACUUGCUGGACGGGCAGUCAAAGGGAUAGGUGAGGGGCUAUUCUUGAGCACUUUGGUAGUAUACAUCACGGAAAUCUCACCUCCUCAAUCCAGAGGCACACUAGCGUUCAUUCCACAAUUCCUAAUCACCGUUGGAGUCUGCGCAGGAUAUUUCAUUUGCUACGGUACCGUGAACAUCGCUUCAUCGGCCUCCUGGCGAAUUCCUUUCGCCCUACAAUCAGUCCUCGCUUGUGCCUUCACAAUCAGCACGCUAAUUCUCCUCCCUGAAUCACCACGGUGGUUGACAGCACGUGGCCGCCACAAGGAAGCGCUCCUCAUCUGGGAUAUGUUAGGAAUCGCCUCUACGGAGCGCGAGAAGAUUGAGGAGCGACAAGACAGUGCCCUGCCACCCCCGGUGAAAAUGAAAGACAUCUUAGCUGUUUUCAGCAAGAAGGCCAGAAGGCAGACAGGACUCGGCGUUUUCCUCAUGGGCGCUCAGCAAGCGAGUGGUAUAGAUGGCGUAUUAUAUUACGCUCCUCUACUAUUUGCCUCUGCCGGGCUCUCGUCUUCCACCGCUUCGUUUCUCGCUUCGGGUAUCUCUGCACUGCUCAUCUUGCUUGUCACGAUCCCGGCCUUCCUGCUCGCUGAUCGCUGGGGAAGAGCAACAUCGACUAUUUUUGGUGGGCUAGUUCAGGCAGCUUGUAUGUUCGUCAUGGGUGCGUUGUAUGCAAGUGGUAGCGUGCACUCUGAUAGGGGAACAGCGAGAUGGGUGGUUGUCGUGUUGAUAUAUGUGUUUGCUAUGGUGUUCAGUGGGACUUGGGGGGUCUGCUUCAGAGUUUAUGUUUCUGAGAUUCAAAGUCCCAAGACGAGGGCUGGUGCGAGUAGUCUGGCGCUGAGUGCGAACUGGGUCGUGAACUGGAUCAUAGCAUUCACCACGCCAAUUUUUCUGGCCAACUCGUCAUUCGGUGUCUAUUUUUUAUUUGGAAGCGCUGCACUGCUCACAACCAUAGUUUGCGUGUUCUGGAUGCCUGAGACGAGGGGGAGAAGUCUGGAGGACAUCGAUGCGGAGUUUACUGGAAAACAUAAGAGUAAUGGCAAUGGACUUGAGAACGGAAACACGAGUGGCAAUAUGCUUGUUGACAUAUCUAGCGAGAGCAUGGACAUGGAGGAGAUGGGUGGUGGCAGCGGGAGAGAGAGGGGCGGCAGAGGAGCGGGUGAGAGUUCGACGACCUGA
Molecule: messenger RNA, 1422 nt
Organism: Cadophora gregata
Lineage: Eukaryota; Fungi; Ascomycota; Leotiomycetes; Helotiales; Ploettnerulaceae
Exons: 3
Coding region: 1-1422 (473 amino acids)
Biological process (GO): carbohydrate transport; transmembrane transport
Cellular component (GO): membrane
Molecular function (GO): carbohydrate:proton symporter activity
Source: RefSeq, a predicted model, not a curated record